AUGGACGUGACAAAUGUUUUUAAGGCAACUGUAAAGGCCUUAAAAUCACGUCGAAAAAAGGACAUAGCUUCUAAUAAUAAUAAUGUGGAUCUUAAGCAUCCUUUGGUCAAACAAUCCAGCCAAAAGGAAGAUUUCGAUACGAAAGCUAAGAAUGUGAUGCAAAACAUUAGUAAACUUAAAGAAUUUCUGCUUCUACAUCGGAAGGAAUAUGUCUCUGCUGGCAGCCAUCUACUCAAUGGGUCCAAAAUGGAAGACGCUGAAAGAGAUCAGAUUGACCAGGACUCGGAAAAAAUCAUUAAAGCUUGUCAAGAAACCAUUAAACAUUUGAAACAAGAAGCCAGUGCUCAGAAAGUUCUGCCACAAGUGAGACAGCACAGAGACAGUGUCUUCCUCCUCAUCGAAGCCUAUUUGAAAUCCGUCUGCAAGAUGUACAGUGAACAGAGAGCAGUCCGGGUGAAACGUGUUGUUGAUCGGAAACGCAUAUCUCGACUUGAACCAGAGCUGAGGUUUCGAGGCAGCAUAAAGAAGAAUGCAACAGACGAUCCAUUAAGUCAGAAGAUUUCCACUACUACCAAAGUUGUAGAAGGAGAAUCUGAAUCUGAGAGGGACAUAGCAAAAGUGUCAACAAACAUCAAGAGCACGGAUACGGUUAAGAAAGCUUCAAAAUCACAGAGUUGGGAAGCCACAUCCUCUACCGAUGAAGAUGAUGAACUCUCUACUGAAGAAGCACAAAUGUUUGAACAAGAGAAUCAGGCUUUAGUGGAGGAGAUGAAUAGUUUGAUGUCUGAAGUGAAGGAAAUUGAAGGCAAGGUUGUUGAGGUUUCACGGCUACAGGAGAUUUUUGCUGAGAAGGUGUGGGACCAGGAAAAAGAAAUUGACCAAAUUAGUCAUGUUGUUGCUGGUACAUCUGAAAAUAUCAUUUCUGGCAAUGAACAAAUUCGGGAGGCAAUGAAAAAUAAUGCCGGUUUCCGUGUUUGGAUUUUAUUCUUUAUAGUUGUGUGUACAUUUGCUUUGCUUUUCCUGGAUUGGUACAACAACUGA
Messenger RNA from Acanthosepion pharaonis, 1041 nucleotides. NCBI's taxonomy places the organism in Eukaryota, Metazoa, Mollusca, Cephalopoda, Sepiida, Sepiidae. The record is from the annotation of a GenBank genome assembly.